Molecule: messenger RNA, 2641 nt
Organism: Labeo rohita (rohu)
Lineage: Eukaryota; Metazoa; Chordata; Actinopteri; Cypriniformes; Cyprinidae
Gene: cept1b
Product: choline/ethanolamine phosphotransferase 1b
Exons: 10
Coding region: 381-1640 (419 amino acids)
Biological process (GO): phosphatidylethanolamine biosynthetic process
Cellular component (GO): endoplasmic reticulum membrane; Golgi apparatus
Molecular function (GO): ethanolaminephosphotransferase activity; diacylglycerol cholinephosphotransferase activity
Source: RefSeq, a predicted model, not a curated record
GGUACACUCUUGACGCGUCCGUUUUGAGCUGCGCCGGAAGUGACCGGCGGCGUUUCGCUAGCAGCUUGCGCUAACCGGACCGGGACCGGCGGAACCGACAGCGGAGGCGAAACGUCAGGAUUCCACCGGGCCGAACGGACAGAUCGCGCGUCGUCUCCGAAUCUGGAGUUUGUCUGCAGUUGCUCGCGCUGAAGAACCAGGAAGUGCAGCACGGUCGGCCGGCGUGACGUGUGCUUGAGGGGCGUUUGUUUGGGGGCGUGGCCUGUCGGCAUCUUCUAACUCGCCAUUGGUGAACAGGUGUGCAGCAAUCCUGCUGUGGCUCUGCGAGCGCGCAGUGGGUGGAGUCAGGCUCAGACUCGGGCUGUGAUUGGCUGAGAGUGAUGAGUGGGCUGGCGGGGCCUCACGGGCGACGUGGGGGCGGGGCUGUGAUCCGCGAGCGGGGGCGUGGCGUGGACUCAUCGUGCUGGUUCGCCCCCGGCGCCCUGCGGCGUCUGGUCGAGCUGCCGGCGCCGGUCCUGUCCCGCCACCAGCUGAAGCGUCUGGAGGAGCACCGCUACAGCAGCUCGGGACGCUCGUUGCUCGAACCCAUCAUGCAGCGCUACUGGGAGUGGCUGGUGCGCAGGAUGCCGCCCUGGAUCGCGCCCAACCUCAUCACCAUCGUCGGUUUGGCGACGAACAUCUUCACCACGCUGGUGCUGGUGUUUUACUGCCCAACCGCCACCGAACAGGCUCCUCUCUGGGCGUAUCUCCUGUGUGCGGUGGGUCUGUUCAUCUAUCAGUCGCUGGACGCCAUCGAUGGGAAACAGGCGCGACGCACUAACAGCAGUUCACCACUGGGGGAGCUGUUCGACCACGGCUGCGAUUCGCUCUCCACAGUGUUUGUGGUUUUGGGCACGAGCAUCGCGGUUCAGCUGGGCACUCACCCCGACUGGAUGUUCUUCUGCUGUUUCGCCGGCAUGUUCAUGUUUUACUGCGCUCACUGGCAGACGUACGUCUCCGGCACGCUGCGCUUCGGCAUAUUUGACGUCACAGAGCUGCAGAUCUGUCUCGUGUUGUUGCCGGCGUUCACGGCCGCCAUCGGCCCCGCCUUUUGGAACGUAACGAUUCCCGUAAUAAACAUCCAAAUGAAAAUUAUUCCAGCACUUUGCACAUUUAUCGGGGUGGUUUUCUCCUGUACCAAUUACUUCAGAGUCAUAUUUACAGGCGGUGUGGGGAAAAACGGAUCCACUAUAGCGGGCACGAGUGUGUUAUCGCCCGUCCUGCACAUCGGCUCCGUUAUCGUCCUCGCCAUGAUGAUUUAUAAGAAAUCAGCCGUCCAGCUUUUCCAGAAACACCCCUGCCUCUACAUCCUAGCCUUCGGCUUCGUAUCUGCCAAAAUCACCAAUAAACUAGUGGUGGCUCACAUGACGAAGAGCGAGAUGCAUCUUCACGACGUGGCGUUUCUGGGUCCCGGCCUGUUGUUUCUCGAUCAGUAUUUCAACAGCUUCAUCGACGAGUAUCUGGUGUUGUGGAUUUCUCUGAUUCUGUCUCUCUUCGAUCUGGUGCGCUACUGCGUGAGCGUCUGCAACGAGAUCGCAUCCCACCUGCACAUCUGUGUCUUCAAGAUCAAGUCACAGAACACAGUGGCGGCCUUCGAGUGAUGACUGACGUGGGCUUCGUUCGUACGGUUACAUCUUACUGCACUUUCAUCCCGAUACUAAACCAGAGCCAGUGGAUCCUGAUUGAAACCAUUCUACACUUAGAAGAAAAGAGGAGUUCAGGUGAAAAUAAAAUGGGUUUGUUUCUUCAUCGGAUUCCAUCACCUGCACACCAAUGGAUGUGAAUGGGUGCCGUCAGAAUGACAAUACAAACAGCUGAUAAACAUCACAACAAUCCACACCACUCCAGUCUAUCAGUUAACAUCUUAAGAAGAUCUUGAAACAAAGCUGCUUGAUCUGUGCAGAUUUCUCUCCUGAUUCAGACCAGAGGAAGUGUUAUUAUGGAUUUUUAAACGUCUUAAUGUUUGUUUCAGCUUUUGUCUUCUCAAGAUGUUUACUGAUGGACUGGAGUGGUGUGGAUUACUUAUGAUUAUUAUGAUGCUUUUACCAGCUGUUUGGACUUUCAUUCUGACGGCACCCAUUCACAUCCAUUGGUGAGCAAGUGAUAGAAUGCUACAUUUCUCCAAAUCUGAUGAAGAAACAAGCUAAUAAAUAAAUGAACAAACUAAUGAAUGAACUAACGAACUUCCGAUAGGUCACUUUUCUUUAGGUCAUUGUUUUAAGAAGAUCGGAAAUGUUUCUCGCUCUUUGUUACCCAUGAUGCAUCGGGGUCUGUAUUAUGGUUUUAAAGACUCGUUCUCACGUGUUUGAAUUGGAUUAAACGAGUGAAGUCAGAUCAAUGAUUUUGUGGCUGCUAAUGAUGAUUUUGUGAGAGCGUUUACUUUGUUUACGUACGUCUAUGUUUUGCGUUUUAAUCGGGCUGUAUUUUUCCCUUCAUCACUCCGUUUCGUCGUUUCUUUAAAGGAUGUUUCUGUCGUUUUGUUUUAAAUGGAAAGCACUUAAUUUAUUGGCUCGUCCCUGAGUUUUCAUUCGUUUAGAUUUUUGUGUCUCACGCCGUGCCUGCUGGGUGAAUCUCACAAUGUCAUGUUUCACACUAAAAUGAU